AUGGCGUACGAAGACCCAGACAAGUUCAUCUCCGACAGCACCCUCUUCUUCCUCCCCGGCGCCAUGAUCCUCUGGCUCCUCAUCUUCAUGAUUGUCACCCUCAGCUACAGCGUCAACAGCCCGCCCAAGAUCAUGCCCCGGGCGGUGAACCUCGGGCUCGUGGGCGUCGCGAGCGUCUUCAUGGGCCUCUGGCUGCUGGGCCUCAUGGUCUGCUACUGCCGCGGCACGUUCCUGAAGGGCCGGUCGGGACGGGACGUGGCGCCGAAAGCGCCCGGCUGGGGCGAGGACAUGGAGAAGAGGAUGUUUUCCAACCACUUUAUUCUCAGGGAAUUCCAACACAACCACAGCCUCUUGGACAACAGCAGCCCCUUCCACAACAACAACAACCUCAUCCAUACCCAGUACAACCAGAACCUGUGCGUCAUUACAAGGCCUUCCAACCACAAGCUCAGCAGCAAACCCAACAACAAGCCUAUCAAGAUGGUUUACGACGCCAUCAAUCAAGACCCAUGCCUGACGGACCGAGGGACAUGCCCCCGUCACAACACAGAUCUCGCAACCGCCAACCGUCUCCCGGCCGUGCAAACCGAUACCCACCUCUCACGAGCGGUUACAACUACAGUAUCCAGAACACCCCGAUUAUGA
This is a messenger RNA of Colletotrichum aenigma, 645 nucleotides long. RefSeq lists its product as uncharacterized. The transcript has 2 exons. The record is from RefSeq and is a predicted model, not a curated record. Lineage: Eukaryota; Fungi; Ascomycota; Sordariomycetes; Glomerellales; Glomerellaceae. Bases 1 to 645 code for a protein of 214 amino acids.